AUGACCUACCGGGGCUCCUUGCCUUCGGGGCAAGCCUUUAAUGGCCAGCAGCACCUACCUCAGACAUACCACGAUCCGUACGGCAAUGGCAACUCUAACGGCCAGAACCAAACCUUCCAGAAUGCCUCCUAUGGCAAUCUCGGACAGGCGCAACCUUCCCAUGGCAACUUCCAUCAAUCGCCCGUUCCUUCUCCCAUUGUACCUCCCGCGCCCGCGCCGAUGAACAUGCAGCCAAACGGCUACGGCCACUAUCCUCCUGCCUACGGCGGCAACUUCCCGCAGCAGCAGCAGCAACCGCACCAGCCGCAGCCGCAGCAGCACUAUCCCCAACAUCAAAGCCAACAGUCCUUUGCCCACAGCAAUGUGAUGAACUCCCCCUUUGUGUCUCCCCACGUACCUCACGCUGCUUUUCCUCCCCAGAAUACUCAAGCAGUGCGAUCGCCCGCCCUCGUUACAGCAUCCGUGCCGACCCCAGCAGCGCCGACCUUCGCCGAGUACCCGCCGCACACGCCGCAACAGCCGCAACAUCAAGCCCAAUACCAGCAACACUUUCAGCAACCGGUCCAGCCGCAGCCUCGUCAUCAGGUUCAGCAACAGCCGCAGCACGUACAACCGCAGGCGACGCAGUAUGCCCAGUUCUCUCCGCCAUCAAUGGGUCACAACCAGAGUGUCCCCGUUCUAAAUCAAGCCUUCGCGGAACCCUCGCAAGUACAACCGAGUCCAGAGCCCAACCACGCGAACUCUCCUGUCGUCCAACCUGCCAGGUCCCCCAGUCUGGCGAGGAAGUCGCCUGCCAUAUCGUCUAUGAAUUCUCCGGCGGUGUCAUCGCGGGGUUCCCCGGCACUGUCCACAAAAGCGAGAUCCUACGAUACCACCGCGAUCCUCAUACACGUUGCCGAGGAAUGCUUCGAGAAAGCUCACCGCGGCGUCCAAAAGGUCGCUGCGUCGUUAGCGGAGGAGCAGGUGCGCGAAUACCAAAAGCUGAUCACUACCGGACUCGCCUGCCUUGAGGCGGCUUUCCAGAGCAACCGUCUAUCGCCGAGACAAGAGGCCCGGGCACGGUUGAGAUAUGCCUCCAUUCUCUGCGAGGAGACUGAGAACCUUCAAGAGGCCGAGACGGCGCUCAGCAAGGGUAUUACUAUUUGCGAGAAGCAUAGAUACGCUGACCUGAAGUACUGCAUGCAAUACCUGCUGCUUAAGGUACUUUUUCAACGAAAUCAAAAGGCGGCCUUCAUUGCCAUUGACAGAAACAUAUCCGACUCUCAGACUUUCAAGCACCAUCAUUGGGUCUAUGCCUUCCGCUUGCUGAAGGCUACAUUCCAUGUGCAUGCUGGUACUCCUCCUGAUGCCCCAUUGCUGGAAAAUCUUCGCUCUCUUGCGAUAAUGGCAAUUGAGCGUCACGAUAGCGCAAUGGUAGUGUUUGCUUCUCUCCUCGAAGGUCUCGCACUGCUUCGGGUGAUUCGGUUUGAUACGAUUGAGCGUGUGCAAACCUGCCUUGCUCAGGUAUCGAAGUAUCAAUUCGACCCGAUUGUUCGAAUUCCGCAGCUAGAAAUCUUGACAUUGCUUCUCGAUCUAGCCUGCAGCAUGCACCAAAAGACGCCGGAUAUCUUGAUACACAAGCUGAAGUCUCUUCAAGCGAAGCUGGAUGACAACAUGGGUUCUUCGACAUGGAGCGACUUGAAUCCUGAGAUUCUGAUCCCAAUCAACAAACAUUCGGCACCAGCCGCUAUCCUGAGUGACGACACGAGCGCUAUUCUCAGAGCAGGGUCAUCGAGACACGAUUACGUGGUGAUGACGUUCAUGAAUAGACUCGAGAUUGUCGUUUUGACUUAUACCUUUAGUGGCCUUGCCGGCAUGUACAGACCUGGUCCAGAAUCUAGGAGAAGUCACGAGUUCUGGAAGGAGGGGUUUGAAGUAUUGGCGAAGUGGAACAAAGAAGUGGUGCCAAAGUUGUCUGGCUCGUCCCUGCAGGGGUCUAUCGAGCAGGCCAAGUGGAGGACUGAGAUGUUCUGCUAUCUGCAAGCUCUGACUGGACUGUACUUUGCCACUCAUAGCCAAUGGUCUAAAGUCGAGCAGUGUGUGGCUCAACUCCAGCAAGCGAUUACGCCAGCUGUCAACGACAUUUUCAACAUCUUCUCGCUAUACCUUUCAGGAGUCUACCAUCAAGGCACGGGCGACCUUGAGACCGCUCUCAUUCUAUUUGAGGACGAACGGCUGGACCUACUGGCGGGUUUUGGUAAUUCCAGCGGCAAGAAACCAGCAUACAUGGAGCUGUGCAUUCUCGCUGGUCUGAAUCGUCUUUGGAUUCUCCAAGAUCCCGCAUACCGCGAUUCAAUGACUUCAACCGAACUCUUGGACAAGUUGAGGGGGCACUGUAUCGAGCACCAGGACCCAGACAUCCGGACUGCUUUCAAUCUUGUUCAAGCAACAGCUCAGACCAAUCCUCCUCCGUCAAUGCACCAGAUCAAGACGAGCAUCACAAACUCGCUGAAUGGCUCAAAGGUUACGGGGAACACACAUUGCUUGGCGAUAGCCCUGAGCAUCAUGCGGUACAGGCUAUUCGACAACGUGGUGGGAGAACAGGCUCUCAAGAGCGCGAAGGCAGCUUCCACGCAGGCCAAGCGGAGUGGGAACUUGCUGUGGAUGAGUGUUGCAGAUGGCAUGUUAGCCGACUCUUUUGAGGUACAGGCAAUGUUUGCAGAUGCCGAGGCAGCACGACAGACGGCGACAGUGUAUGCAUCUUACGCGUUGACAGGCAAGGAAUAA
Molecule: messenger RNA, 2766 nt
Organism: Colletotrichum chrysophilum
Lineage: Eukaryota; Fungi; Ascomycota; Sordariomycetes; Glomerellales; Glomerellaceae
Exons: 5
Coding region: 1-2766 (921 amino acids)
Biological process (GO): mitotic sister chromatid cohesion; maintenance of mitotic sister chromatid cohesion
Cellular component (GO): chromatin; SMC loading complex
Molecular function (GO): double-stranded DNA binding
Source: RefSeq, a predicted model, not a curated record